GAGUAAGCUCGGUGCAGUUAUCUGCCCUUUGUUUACAUCCUUUUGCUGUUUGAGUCACUCACUCACAGAUUCCUGGAAAAAAAACUGAGUAAAUAAAACAUUUUUGUCUGUCUGUCUGUAUGUCAUUGUGCCUCCCCCUAUGAUGCCGUUCCCGUGCGCGCGUGUUGUGUCGGUGUGUGUGGAAUGAUAAAGAGUUGCAGUUUGUUGGUGUUAAAAUAACCCGGUCUCUUUUCGGCGGGGGCCUUAAGUGGUCGUCCUGUUUCACAAAGCUUACUGAUGCAACAAGUUCUAACUGGAUGGUAAAUAUUAGUUGGAGUAAUAUUAACUGGAUUUAUAUUAACAUCACCUGAAACACAUUAAUGGUAAAAGAGAAGAAAAACUGAUAAUCACUGAUGCCAUAUUUCUACCAAAGAACAGUACUAUGUAUCCAAUCCAACCGAUGUAUCCUGUAGGAAACCAUUUAAAUUUUGAAGUCCAAAAUCAAGGGUUUUUCCAAAAUGACCAACAUUCGCAUUCCAAUCUGCAAUCAUUGCCAAGUUUAGAAAACAAAAAUUCAAAAUCUCAACCUGAGAACCUUAAAACCCACCCAUCUCAAGAAAAGCCCUUCAAAUGUGAAAUAUGUAGAAAAGGUUUUGCACGCAGAGUUAAUCUUGAUAAUCAUGAGCGUUCCGCAGCAGGGGACAAGCAUUAUUACUGCAGCUACUGUGAAAAAGCUUUCUCACAGCAAAUCUUUGUGAAGAACCACGAACGAGUACAUACCGGUGAAAAACCUUUCAACUGUAAUGAUUGUGAUAAAACAUUUAGUCAACAAGUUAACCUACGUAAUCAUCAGAGAAUUCAUUCUGGGGAAAAGCCCUUCCUUUGUAAUGUUUGCCCUAAAGCCUUCAGCCAGCAAGGUAACUUGAAUACACAUAUGAGGACCCACUCUGGUAAUCGUCCUUACUCUUGUGAUUCCUGUGAUCGCACUUUUACUCAGAAAGUUAAUCUAGACAGCCAUAAACGCAUCCACACGGGGGAUCUCUUUACCUGUACCACAUGUUCUAAAGAAUUCACAUUGGAAAUUAAUUUACGUAAUCACGAACGGAUUCACACAGGGGAAAAACCGUAUCAGUGCUCGGUUUGUAGUCGUCCUUUCAGUCAACAAACGGCUUUAAAAAACCACGAACGGAUCCACACGGGCCAACGUCCUUACCAUUGUACUGUUUGUGAUAAAUCUUUCUCGCAACUCGGUAACCUCAGCAUUCAUUUACGAACCCAUUCGGGAGAAAAACCUUAUAAAUGUUCCGAUUGUGGGAAAGCCUUUAGCCAAAGGACUAACUUAGAUAGUCAUAGGCGUAUACAUACUGGUGAGUUAUUUAAAUGUUCAUUUUGUCCAAAAGCCUUCUAUCAACAGAUUAAUCUUCGAAAUCAUGAGCGUAUUCAUACCGGGGAGAGGCCCUUCACUUGCUCUUUCUGUUCAAAAUCUUUUAGCCAGCAAACUGCUUUGAAGAACCACGAAAGGGUUCAUACCGGAGAAAAGCCCUACCAGUGUAAUUUUUGUCCAAAAUCUUUCAGUCAACUUGGGAACCUUAGUAUUCACAUGCGAAUACACACAGGGGUUCGACCCUUUACCUGUAUGGAAUGUGGUAAAACGUUUAGUCAAAAGACAAAUCUUGACAAUCACAAACGAAUUCAUACCGGAGAGUUAUUCAAAUGUUCUUAUUGCCCCAAAGCUUUCACUUUACAAAUUCACUUGAACAAUCACGAACGGGUCCAUUCUGGGGAGAAACCCUUUCAGUGUACAAUCUGUUCCAAGUCAUUCAGUCAGCAAGGUAACUUGAAGACACACAUGCGAAUACACACGGGCGAAAAACCUUAUUCUUGUAAUCUGUGUGGAAAAGCUUUUUCCCAAAGAGGUAAUUUAAAUAAUCACAUACGCACUCACACCAGCACUGGUUCUGCAAACAAUAAUUCUGAAUGUGAAACUAUGUCUUGUAAUAAAACUCUUUCUGAAAAGCAAAAUAGUAUGAAAAGUGUUCUUGGAAAACAACCGUAUAAUUGCAAUGUUGACAAAGAUUCUUCUUUCUCUUCUCACAAACAAAUCUCCAUGUCUAGUAAAUAUAACAGUUCUGUACCAGUGAGCAGUAGUAAUGAAGUAUCCUCUAACAAUGAUUCCACUAGUAAUAACAACCCGAACCAAGACCGUUCUCUUCAUCGUCAUCACCAUCAUCAUCACCACCAUCACCACCACCCUUCAGCUAUGAUGGAGGAACGACGUCGACUGGAAUCACAGAUGACUGCUUCCAUGAGGCUACCACCAUCUUCAGUGUCUUCUUCUUGGAUGGCAGCAUCGUAUCUCCAUGAGAUUCCUCCUAACUGGGAGAAUAACUAUUUAUGGCCUCGCGGUUUCCCCAUGGGACCAAUGUCAUCUUCAUCUUGGCACAAUGUGCCUGGGCCUCUUGCUCAUGAACAGAAACAGAAUAAAACAAAGGAAUUAGCUUUGAACUCUCAAGAUUCUGUUCAAAGAACUAUUUAACUUGUAACCUAUUCUCUAUAUGUACUGGAACAAACCAUAUUUCCAUGUGUACACUUUAUAUUGUUCAGAUGCUUCAUAAUAGAAAUUGCCUUUCACUGUAAAAGUGUAAUUUGUGUAUACACUAAAUUAUGUUUACAUUUUCCUACAAAACUCUUUUACAAACAUCUAAUUUUAUCAUAGUUUAUGAUGCAUUCAUUUUCGUCUAAUCUUCUUUUCAAAUUCUAAUAGCAGUAAUUGCAAACCUUACACUGAAAGUAUUAUUAAAUUUCUCUGUAACAAACGUGUUUUGUUACAUGUGAAAGUGCUAAAGAAAACUUGUGGUGUCUACGAGUUUCUUUCACACACUUCAUUUGUCUCAAAUUUGAUUUUAUAUGCUGUAAUCAAAUUAUUUCAAAUAACUUUGUUAACCUAAUUAGAUUUCAGUCUUAGAAAACAAAUCUCAGUCAUUUUGCUCCACUUUAAAAUGUAUUCGAGCUUUAGCAGCAAAUUGUAAUUGUGACUAUGAAAUGAUUGCUGCCAUAUAUAUUUCUUGGUUAUGUAAGUAGAGUAUGAUAACUAUGUCUCUUCCCUCUACCCAAAGAUAAAAUACAAAUGUAGAAAAUAAUAUCAAGAAAACAUUAUAAAUUUAUUUAUUAAUAUCAGGUUUCAAUUACAAUUAAAUUACAUUAAUUUAAUGGAUAGAAGUAUGAAUUUCCUCAGGAUUUUGACUUGAUGAGCUUUGUAGGUGAAAGACAGUUCUGAAAUGGGUUUGUGUGACUUGAUGAGGAAAAUUCUUAUUAAUGAAGUUAGCAACUUCUUUUCAUUUAGAAA
Molecule: messenger RNA, 3325 nt
Organism: Octopus sinensis (East Asian common octopus)
Lineage: Eukaryota; Metazoa; Mollusca; Cephalopoda; Octopoda; Octopodidae
Product: zinc finger protein 883-like
Exons: 2
Coding region: 422-2515 (697 amino acids)
Biological process (GO): regulation of transcription by RNA polymerase II
Molecular function (GO): DNA-binding transcription factor activity; RNA polymerase II cis-regulatory region sequence-specific DNA binding
Source: RefSeq, a predicted model, not a curated record